UGCCCCUCCCACCAUCCUUACUUCCGUCUGACUUCCAAUCGCUGCCGCGUUUUGGGGGUCGCUAGCCCCUUUUCCCUACUAUUUGUGCUUGCAGCAUUAACAACAAAAAAGGUCAGAAGAGAAUGUGUUGCAACAUGUUAGCCUACUACCAAUUAUUUUUCUGGCUUGGAAGCAAAAGGGCUCUCCAGAACCAAGAAACAGUAAUCCCGGGUCCUCCUUUUUCCGACUGCCUCAAACUUCUACCCAGCAACAGACGCCCUGACCUCGCCCUUUUUCUCUUAUUGGACAACUUGAAUCGUCAUUUGCCGUUCCGAUUGGUCAUCCGUGAUCGUCCGGAUUUUUCCAAUUGGCGAAGCCGCAAGGGAUUUUUUUUUUUUUUCCCCCGGGUUGGUCCGCUGGGGAGGCGGGGUCGUUUCUGCGGGAUUAUUUUUCCGGAGCUGCUUCUGAUUGGGCGGCGUGGCGCAAUGGGCGCGAUCCUUUAAGAUACCAAGCCAUCUGCAGAUCUGACCCUUACCUUACUCCCGCCAGUAAAUCGAAGCCCAGGAAACUUCCGGGCUUGGGCAUCUGCAAAGGGCGAGAAACUGGUCGCAGAGCCGGGUGGGCUUGCAGCUGUGACGUUUAUGGCGGACACUUCAGACUAGCUUGUACGUUGAGGUGCAUGCACCUCAUUUCACCUAGGCUUUCCAGUUUAUAGCACUGACGUCAAAAAUGUUGAAUUAGGAAGAAUAAAGAACUGGAAUUGCUGCAAGUCCUCUGGACUUUUUUUAGCAGUAGUCCCACCCACUCACUUCUACUUCCAGGUCAGGGGGCGUGUCCAGAAGAAAGGUGGAAUCCAAUUUGUCUGGCGUUGUCACGCCCGCCACAAUUCCUGAGUAGGGCCUUGCCUGGCUUUUUUGGGAAGUCUCUUUACCCCGGCAUCGCGUCUUUAGGAAGUCACUUAUAUUUGGCUUCAUUAUUCCCACAUCGCCUUUCUGCGUACUUUCCUGCACUUCUAACGAAAAAGACUGCAGAAAGGAGAGGUGGGGCUGUGAGUCGAAAUUAGCAAACCGCAGGUCCCUGUGGCGCGCAUCCUCCAGGAGAAGGGUAAUUUCCUGCCUUUUUAAAUUGGCUAUUAGAAUCCGUUAUUUUGCUCCCAACCCCAGAGCUUCAGUUUCUCCUUCACUUCCCAAUUCCACAAGAACCCUGGGCGAUAGUUAUGGAGAAGCGUCUGCAGGAGGCUCAGCUGUACAAGGAGGAAGGGAACCAACGCUACCGGGAAGGGAAGUACCGAGAUGCUGUGAGUAGGUAUCAUCGUGCUCUGCUUCAGCUGCGGGGUCUGGAUCCAACUCUGCCCUCUCCGAUACCUAAUCUCGGCCCUCAGGGCCCCGCCCUCACACCUGAACAAGAAAACGUACUGCAUACCACCCAGACAGACUGCUACAACAAUCUAGCUGCCUGUCUCCUUCAGAUGGAGCCAGUGAACUAUGAACGAGUGAGAGAAUAUAGUCAGAAAGUCCUGGAACGACAGCCUGAUAAUGCCAAGGCCUUGUAUCGGGCGGGAGUGGCCUUUUUCCAUCUACAGGACUAUGACCAGGCCCGGCACUACCUCCUGGCUGCCAUCAAUAGGCAGCCUAAAGAUGCCAACGUCCGGCGGUACCUCCAGCUAACACAGUCAGAACUCAGCAGCUACCAUAGAAAAGAGAAGCAACUCUACCUGGGCAUGUUUGGUUAACAAGGAAGAAAGAUGCUCCUCCACUUGAACUUAGGUGGGCCAUUAAACAUGCAUCAAGGAGAAACCUGAGCCUCAGCAAGAGAAAUUGACCCUAUACCUCCGACGCAUGUGGAUUUCUGUUUCUAGUUCUGCACAAACUUUACUACUUAGACAGUCUGAGUCCUUUUCUGUCUAUCCGUCUGUAUAUUUCUGUAGCUUUCAAUACAUGUUAUUGUUGGGGCUGUUUGCCUUGAGAAAUACAAUCAGAAAACAUCA
Callithrix jacchus (white-tufted-ear marmoset) is the source of this 1966-nucleotide messenger RNA. RefSeq names its product tetratricopeptide repeat domain 9C (gene TTC9C). The record is from RefSeq and is a predicted model, not a curated record. Gene Ontology annotation, molecular function: protein binding. Lineage: Eukaryota; Metazoa; Chordata; Mammalia; Primates; Cebidae.